AUGGCUCUUUUCACUGCGCGGCGCAAACUAGCGACAAUUCUGAGCAAAACUCUCUCUUCGUGUUCAUCUUCAUCUUCUUCGUCGUUUUCUACGCUCUCUUCCCGUUCUCGAUUCGCCGGGCCUUUAGUUGACAAGGUUUGCUCAGCCCGAACUGGAUUGGGCCCGUGUUACAUAGCGACCCGACUCAAGACAUCCGGGUCGGGAUACUCUCCUCUGAAUGAUCCUUCGCCGAAUUGGAGCAACCGUCCGCCGAAGGAGACGAUUCUCCUUGAUGGUUGCGAUUACGAGCAUUGGCUCAUCGUCAUGGAGUUCACCGAUCCCAAGCCUACUGAGGAAGAGAUGAUCAACUCUUAUGUCAAGACUUUAACUUCAGUUUUGGGCAGGCAAUAUCCCGAUGAGGCAAAGAAGAAGAUUUACUCGGUUUGCACUUCGACAUAUACUGGUUUUGGAGCUUUGAUCUCUGAAGAGCUUUCUUGCAAAGUCAAAGGAUUGCCUGGUGUUCUCUGGGUCCUACCAGAUUCCUAUCUUGAUGUACCCAACAAAGACUAUGGAGGUGACUUGUACAUCGAAGGAAAGGUCAUACCCAGGCCACAGUACAGGUUCACUGAACAGCGCCCAAACAGGAGGCCUAGGCCUAGGUACGACAGGCGCCGUGAGACGAUGCAGGUGGAGAGAAGAGAGCCAACACAGAACUGGAACCAAAAUCAACCACCAACUUCCAUGGCUAAUCAAGCUGCAGCUACUAAUCCCGGAGAGUUAAACAAGCCUGGUGCUUAA
Messenger RNA from Thlaspi arvense, 777 nucleotides. NCBI's taxonomy places the organism in Eukaryota, Viridiplantae, Streptophyta, Magnoliopsida, Brassicales, Brassicaceae. The record is from the annotation of a GenBank genome assembly.